Fragaria vesca subsp. vesca is the source of this 897-nucleotide messenger RNA. RefSeq names its product putative transcription factor bHLH086-like. The record is from RefSeq and is a predicted model, not a curated record. Gene Ontology annotation, molecular function: DNA-binding transcription factor activity; protein dimerization activity. The transcript has 5 exons. Gene Ontology annotation, biological process: regulation of DNA-templated transcription. The coding region runs from base 1 to 897 and encodes 298 amino acids. Lineage: Eukaryota; Viridiplantae; Streptophyta; Magnoliopsida; Rosales; Rosaceae.
AUGGCACUUGCCAAGGAUAGAAUGCCCCGUGAUUCACUUCAGCAUCAACUACCUUCUUCAGAUCAUCAACAUCACCGUCUUUCUAAUAAUGGUUUUGUUUUUAGAUCAGCAGCUUCUGCAACAAGUUGUUAUCAAGCUGAUGAUGAUCAUGAUCAGGUAGCUGCAGGCCACUCAGUCAUCAACUUCAAGAGUAAUGACUACACCAGUAGUUUCACCCACGACAACAGUGCGUCUCUACUUAGUUUUGAGAAAACCAACAACAGCAUUACUCAAGACCACGACAGUUACAACUGCAUCAACAGCGUCGACCCAGUUCGCCAUUCCGGUGAUUUCAAUUGCUUCCAGACAGCUAGCACAUACAAUAGUUCCUCAUCCAAUCCUUCAAAUGAAGGCCAUGGAUCAGAAUUAGGGUCCGCUUAUGGUUGGUUGUACUCGGACGCAACUCUAAUGGCAGAAAGUUUCCCUGAACCAGAAACACAAGUCGGAGCAUCCUUUCAAAAGCGCCCCCAUAAGGGAGAGAACAUGCAACCUUUAAAGAGGCAAUGCACUAGUGAUGUUUCUGCUGCUGCUGCUACAACCAAGAAGCCCAAACCCAAGUCUUCAAGUCCCUCAAAGGACCCCCAAAGUAUUGCCGCCAAGAAUCGGAGAGAGCGCAUUAGCGAGCGGCUUAAGAUACUCCAGGAACUGGUGCCCAAUGGCUGCAAGGUUGAUUUAGUAACCAUGUUAGAGAAAGCCAUUAGUUAUGUCAAAUUCCUUCAAUUGCAAGUCAAGGUUUUAGCAACCGAUGAAUUUUGGCCGGUUCAAGGUGGAAAAGCUCCUGAUAUUUCUCAAGUAAAAGAAGCCAUUGAUGCCAUCCUGUCAUCUCAGAGAGACACAAGUUCCAGCUCAAAGCUGUAA